AUGUCCCAGUCUACGGACCAUUCAUUUGUGAACACGCUAUUAGAAGCCGCUCGAGAGCGAAACAUUGUCCUUUCGGCGGCUGAAGUGAGGGCGAUCCGUACCUCGCAACCGCAGUCUCCACUGGCACAAUGGGUGCGACGCAACCUUAUAGUGUCUACAUCAAAAUCAACAUUGUUGUCCGCUGAAGAACUCGAACUAUGGCAGCAUGUUAAAGAGUCAAAGUGCUCGUCAGCCGAGGCUGCCAGUGUUGUCGACUUCUCGAUACCAACCACGGACGAAGAAUUUUGGUCCGCAACAAAAGAUCUAAAUGCACAGACUCAAGAUCUCGAGCGGCGAUGCCAGGUCCUGGAAUCCCAAAGCGCCCUUGCGGCCCGGCUGAGGGACUCUGUAAAGUCCUCUGAGGCCUCGAGGGCAAAGCACGCCCGCUACUUUGACCAGAAAGAAGUCGCUGGUGUGCAACACGUCAAGUUUGCGAACGACCAACUGUUGGAGACAUUGCAAGCAGAUAUUCAAGCCGAGUUCCAAAUCGUCGGUAGAGACGUGAAAUCCGCACAUGCCAUUGUCGCGGAAACAUUGAAUGCGGAUGAUCGCGCCCUGGAAGGGUUUAACGAGAUUUUUGCGAGGCAAUCGAACAGAGAACAAGCAGAAUUUGAUAUUGACUCGCUGGAGAAACGAGUGUCUGAAUUGACGGCGGCGUUACGGCAUUUUCGAGUUCAAAUGAUCAAAGACCGACUGGACAGGACGUAUCUCGAAACCCUUGCCCGGGAAUCCAAUCUCCAAGAAGAUGAGGAAGCUGCCGGCAGUUCCUCCACUAGUGCUCAAAACGACGACGAUGAGGCGAUAGCGAUAAAGAGCCUUCAGGACGAUCUGGGUUCAUUGUACCCCGAGAUCGAUGAUGUUGCAACUAUGGUCGUCACACAGGCGCACAGUCGGGCGAUUGAUUCUGCUCUCCGGGAUGUGCAACGACUCAAGGCGGAAGAAGGUCGUGUGCGUAAUAAAUUGCUCUACACCGGAUUGUCCAACAUGACAACCACACUCGACGACCUAUCGUCGAAACUUGAGAAUAUCCAGUCUCGACGUCUGUCGCUCGACGAAAUCCGUGCAAAAUGUCAAGACAUCAGAGCCGAUGGUAUUAGUUCUGCUACCAGUAUUGGCCGUCCAUGUCAACCGACCAGGACUGAUUCGUCUGGAUCGCAUCGACCCAAUGGGCAUGACGCAGCCACAUCCGCGUUAUUGCAUCACUUCGGCCUUUCGGAGGCCAUGAAUCAAGGUACGGCAUCGGCCGACCACCAGAUCCAAAACUUUGCGACCAAAAUGUCCCGCCAGUCCGCGGACAAUGUGGACCAUAUCCUUCGACUUAUUGAGGCGGCGGCCACCAGGGGAAACAAGGUCAUACAGAGUCUGGAGAAUGUCUUGGGCGCAAAGUCGACUGCAGGGGUCUACAAUUUGGACAAUCAGUUGCGAAUGCUGGAGGAGAGAAUCAACGAUGCGAAAGCGGAUAUUGAGGCGACCUUAAAUUUGAAUCCUGGGGCCACGACCACGCAACUUCAGCGGCGGUAA
This is a messenger RNA of Exophiala dermatitidis NIH/UT8656, 1560 nucleotides long. RefSeq lists its product as uncharacterized. Bases 1 to 1560 code for a protein of 519 amino acids. The transcript is spliced from 4 exons. The record is from RefSeq and is a predicted model, not a curated record. NCBI's taxonomy places the organism in Eukaryota, Fungi, Ascomycota, Eurotiomycetes, Chaetothyriales, Herpotrichiellaceae.